AUGUUACUCUUUCUAUUAUUAAUCAUUAUAAUCUCAUCAAGUAGAUCUAAUGAAAUUGAUUCAGAUCAAUCUUUUCAACCGAAAUUUGAUCAGUCAUAUGAAACUAUUUCUGUUGUUGUGGGUAAACGAGCAUUAUUACCAUGUUACGUUUCAUUACAAGACGCCAAGAAUAAUGAACUUGGUUCAUUUAAAGUUAUAUGGAUGAAAUUAAACAAUAGUUCAAUUUUAACAAUGGAAGAUCGACCAAUUAAUGGUGAUUCAAGAAUAUCAUUAUUACAUGCAUAUGCUGAAGAAUGGAAUUUACAAAUAGAUGAUGUCGAUGAAGAUGAUGCGGGUGUUUAUCGUUGUUUUACUAAUAAUGGUUUAUAUAAAACAUUAAUAUUGGAUGUUAAAGUUCCGCCAAAAAUUAUUAAUGAAUUAACAACGGAACCAUAUCCAUCUUCGAUUCGAACAGGUUCAAAUUUUACAAUAAAAUGCUAUGCACACGGCAAACCAACACCAAAUAUUCGUCUACUAUCGUAUGAUCAAUCUGAUAAUGUUCGAAUUAUUAGUGAACAAAAUCAGGUGACAAUUUUUAAUAUAUCUCGUCAUACAAAUCGUCGUUAUGAAUGCAUUGCAAGUAAUGGUUAUCCACCCGAUGUAGCACGUUCAUUUCAAUUGACAAUACAAUAUGCACCCGAAAUAGAUAUUUUUAUCAACGAAAAAAUAAUAUUAGAUAGAGAUUUUUUCGUUAAUUCAGAAUCGAAUGAAAUUCGUCUUAAAUGUCAAGUUAGUAUGUAUCCAGCUGGAAAAGUUUAUUGGAUAAAAGAUAAACAGCGAUUUAAUUAUAAUUAUCACAUCUAUCAUAUUGAAAAUUAUAUUGUGUCAGAAUUAAUUGUUACAUAUUUUACAAAUAACUAUCAAGGUGAAUAUACAUGUGUAGCUUCAAAUUUAGUUGGAACUAAUUCAAAAAGUAUCCAAUUAAUUGAUCUAUCAACAACAACAACAACAAUAAUAACAGAAAGAAGUACAACAAGAUAUCAACGCACAAAAUCUGCACAAUCCGUAACAGUACCUCAUUCAACAGAAAGUUUAAGAAUGAUGACACUUUCAUCAGAAGGUUUCCAUCAUAAUUCAAAUCGGGUAACAAUAUUGUUGCUUACUAUUAUCUACAGUAGUUUAUUUCAAAUAAGAUAA
Messenger RNA from Rotaria socialis, 1176 nucleotides. The record is from the annotation of a GenBank genome assembly. Lineage: Eukaryota; Metazoa; Rotifera; Eurotatoria; Philodinida; Philodinidae.